AUGGCAGCCGCGCCGUGCAGCAAGGUGUCGUACAACCCACACCACCUCCACGGUGGGUCAGUCCACCCGCUUCCACUCCACGUCGAUGGUCGCCGGCGGCACCGAGCUGUCAUCCAGGCGCACGAUCUUUCCCGAGCUCAGCCGCACGGUGAGCUCCAGUGGCCCAGCCUGGUCCCGAGGCCCCUCCCCCAGCUCGCGCUCGGCGAGCGCCUCGCCCACGAUGCGCCCCCCGGCAUCCGCCACGGGCAUGGUGAGGAUGAUCCUCUGGCGCCGCACGCCGUUGAUGCUGGUGCUGGUGGAGGCCUGGCUGAUGGGGCCCAGCAGGGUGGCCGGGCCGCCCAACAGGCGCCGCAGCUCGGCGCUGGACUGCACCAGGCGCGCGCUGCGUUCCUGCGUGGCGGCUGCAGCCUCCGAGGCCUGCGCCAUCUGCUCUGCCACCGAGGAGAGCGCGGAGCUGACUAG
Messenger RNA from Auxenochlorella protothecoides, 462 nucleotides. RefSeq lists its product as hypothetical. The record is from RefSeq and is a predicted model, not a curated record. The coding region runs from base 1 to 462 and encodes 153 amino acids. Lineage: Eukaryota; Viridiplantae; Chlorophyta; Trebouxiophyceae; Chlorellales; Chlorellaceae. The transcript has a single exon.